AUGUCUGGCGUCCUACGGCAAAACAACCCUCGCGCAGAGAUGUUCGCUGUCUACCUCCUCCCCCCAUCCUUGCAGCCCAUCGAAUCGCCCGGCAACGUGGUCUCACCGCCUGCUCCUGUGACGGGCAUGAUAUCAUCCACGACGACUCCUGCAGCUGCUUCCACUGCCACCACGACUAUUAUUGCAGAUGAUGGUCAGCUGUGCCAGGCCGGCAAUGGCGGCAUUGAUGCUGGUGGAAACCCGCCGAUGGCCAUGAUAGGAGUCGUAGGCACGCAUCGCACCGACCCAAUCGCGGAGCUGGGUUACAUAUUCCACCCCUCCGCAUGGGGGAAGGGAUACGCAACCGAAGCCGUCUCCGCGUUCGUCGACAGGUUCUGGCCGGCGCAGGUGGCGGCGAACGAGAUCGAGGCGCAAGUUGAUCAGGCGAACGCUGCGUCCGCUCAUGUGCUGAGGAAGUGUGGGUUUGAUCUUGUUGCGGAGAGGGAUGAGGAUGGGGAAAGAUUGCUUAUUUUUAGAACUUUCAGGCCCGCAGGGGGGGAGAGAGGGGUUAUAUGA
Messenger RNA from Histoplasma capsulatum G186AR, 555 nucleotides. RefSeq lists its product as uncharacterized. NCBI's taxonomy places the organism in Eukaryota, Fungi, Ascomycota, Eurotiomycetes, Onygenales, Ajellomycetaceae. The record is from RefSeq and is a predicted model, not a curated record. Bases 1 to 555 code for a protein of 184 amino acids. Gene Ontology annotation, molecular function: acyltransferase activity, transferring groups other than amino-acyl groups. The transcript has a single exon.